CCUUUCCUGGUAAAAGCCGUCCUCCCCCUGCGGUCUCGGCCACCUCCUCGCCUUCCUGCUUCACUUCGCCCCUCACGCAAUCAGCGGGGAACCCCAAACCCUAAUCCCUCCCCUCCGCGCCGCCGGAGCCAGACGUCUGGGAGAUCGGUCCUCGGGGUUCUACAUCGAUCUCUGGAAUUUUGGAUUCCCAGAUGGGCGAUCACAAGGAGGUCUUCCGCUCCCUGCAAGAACUGUUCCCUAAGGUUGAUCAUCGUAUACUGAAGGCUAUCGCCAUUGAGCACCGUAAAGAUGUUGAUUCAGCGGUGGUUGCGGUCCUUGAUGAAGUCAUGCCGUCCAUGACCAGUUCGGCUGGAGCUUUGUCCGCUCAUCAUGAAGUCUCGCCAUCUAUGGCUGAUUCUGGUCGGAAUUUGUUUGCUAAUCACAGCACGCAUGAAGUGGGAAGUUCAUCAUCUGCUGGACAUGAUAUACGUGUUGAUGAGGUUGAUAAAAGUGUUCACUCUGCACAAGACACUUCUACGGAGAUCACAACUGGCGCACAGGAAAACAUAGACAGUGAACUACAUGUGGGGAGACUUGCAUCAAGCCAUGGAAUGAGCGAGAAACUAAAUCUGUGUUCUGAUACUAUCCCAAAUGGUAAUCAACACGAUUUUGUUCCCAACCUUGAUGUGGUAUCUUCAAAUACCGGUCCAGAUAGAAAGUUGGCUGACUCAGAUAACGAAGUUGGAUAUGGUGGAUUAUCAAGUGAAUGCUUUUCUCAACUACCGAUGGGUGAAAACUGUGCUUACAACACAAGUAUUAAAGCUCUACAUCUCCAUGAUCAAGAUUCCAGUAACAUUCCGGUUGGGGAUCACUUUCCCCAGAACAAUCCAUCAAAGUUCUUUAGUGGUUAUGAGGACAUAAAUUUUGAUGAUGAUUUGUUCUUUUCGGACCUUUUGGCUUUUGGUUCUAAUGACUUAUCUUCUGGAAUUCUGAGUACUGAAAAAGAUUCUUAUACACCUGUGCUGGAUGUUCCCAAUCCAGAUGAAGAAGGAUCCUCUGCUGGGACUUCUGGAGUUACAGAACAGAGGAAUGCCAGCAAUGUUGGCACUGGCUGUAAGCAGCCAUCACAGGAUAUAGUUGAGAAUGAUGACAUUCUCUUGUCUCCUAAAACAGAUAUGCUUCCUGAUCUUAAUUUGAAUCACUUUGCUUCUACGGCUUCAACUCAUUCAAGCCAUUCUGUUAGUAUUGAGUCUCUUGAAGAUUCUAUUGCUGAUGCCAGAAGCAAUAAGAAUGGUCUGUUACCUUCUCUGGAGUUGGUUACAAAAAUGAUAGAGGAUGUAGAACUUCUUGAAGAAAAGGCUAAAGUAGCCAAGCAUGAGUCAUCUGUUGCUGGUACAGGCAUUCUGACAAAAGUUGAGGAACUCAAAGAAAUGCUAACUCAUGCAAAAGAAGCAAAUGAUAUGCAUGCUGGUGAGGUUUUUGGUGAGAAAUCUAUUUUAACCACAGAGGCACGUGAGCUUCAAUCACGACUUCAGAGGCUUUCAGAUGAGAGGAAUAAGUAUCUGGUGAUAAUUGAAGAGAUACACCAAACCCUUGAUGAAAGAUUGGUUGCCGCACAACAAGAAAUUGCAGCAGCUGAGAAAGAAAAGAUUGAAAAAGAGGCUGCUGCUCAUGCACUACUUGAUGAACAAGAAAAGAUGAUGAAUUCUAUUGUCGAAGAAUCGAGAAAGUUGCAAAAGGAAGCAGAGGAUAACUUGAAGUUGAAGGAAUUCUUGGUUGAGAGGGGCCGAAUUGUUGAUAUGCUGCAAGGUGAGAUGUCUGUGAUCUGUGAGGACGUCUCGCUACUCAAGCGAGUGGUGAACGAGCGCCUAUCGUUCAGCAAAUUGCAGCGUUCGACGAUGUCAAGCCUCUCAUCUUCAUUGCAUUCUUCUCUUCACAAGAGCUGGAGUUCCUCGGAUAGAACUACUGAAGCAGCCGCGUCUCUAGAUAAGCACAUCGUCGCUGAAGCUGCAAUUCCAGUGGCCAACAAAGAUCUGGAUGACAACGUGAGCACUGUGGAAGUAUCAGAUGGAAAUGACACUGCCGAUAAAGGCAUUUGCAAGCGAGCGAAUUCCAACGAGGACGGCGAUGGCUGGGAGAUUUGCUGAAGAUGUUCAAGAAGUAGCAGGUUGCCAGAGUAUCUCGAGGGAUAGAAUAACAAUAAUGAUGUAUGGACGUUAUAUUCACUACAGUACUUAAUUUAGUCGCUUUCAUAUGAAUCGAGGAACUAUCGUGGAGUAGCAUCUGGACUUUGGUGAGCCAGUGAGGCCAACGGCUUACCGCUGCAGUAUGCGAGAUGAGUCCAACUGCUGCUGGGCCUUAUUGUAUAUAUAUAAAAAUGAAGGCUUUAGCCGAAAAAGAUGUCUCGAAGUGCGAUA
Panicum hallii is the source of this 2396-nucleotide messenger RNA. RefSeq lists its product as uncharacterized. Gene Ontology annotation, molecular function: ubiquitin binding. The coding region runs from base 192 to 2126 and encodes 644 amino acids. The record is from RefSeq and is a predicted model, not a curated record. NCBI's taxonomy places the organism in Eukaryota, Viridiplantae, Streptophyta, Magnoliopsida, Poales, Poaceae. The transcript has 8 exons.